AUGUAUGCUUGUGAAGUUGCAUUUAAUAACGCUAUCUGCAAUCUCAAUUCUAGUGUCUUUACAAGCCAGCAGAAGGCUGCCAAGGCCUAUGGUGUUGUCAAAUCCAUAAUCCAAGAGCGCCUUGCUAGUUGCCAAUCCCAUACAAUAGCUCAUCAACACCAACAACAAUUGACUCUGGAGCAGGAGGACUUCUUAGUUCAAUGGAUCCUUGAAGAUGACUCAUGUGCUCAACCUCCUACACACACCUGCAUACAAGAAAUGGCCACCUGCUUCCUACACAUGAAUCACAACUCUGUGCCUCUUGGCAAUGAGUGGAUAUCUCAGUUUCUAUCACAACAACCAUGCAUUGCCUCUGAUGUUGGCCAAACUAUCAAAACUCCACGAGCACAGGCAGCUAGUCCUGAUGUUAUACGCACCUCCUUAGAGCUGUUUGUGUAA
Molecule: messenger RNA, 438 nt
Organism: Macroventuria anomochaeta
Lineage: Eukaryota; Fungi; Ascomycota; Dothideomycetes; Pleosporales; Didymellaceae
Exons: 1
Coding region: 1-438 (145 amino acids)
Source: RefSeq, a predicted model, not a curated record